UAAAUGGGAUGGGGUAAACUUUAGGUUUCUGUUUGGGUGUGUCGUGAACGCGUUUCCCAUGGCCGCUUGGGGUCUCACUCCAGAGUAAGACAGAAGUCAUUAGUGAUGUAGCAUCUACAUGGAUCUUCCGGGAUCUACAUUAGACUGACCAUAUCCUGCUGUUCGGCCACCCUCCAUCAAAAAUUAAUUUUGGACGCAUUACGACGCGCUUUUACGAAUUCGGCCCAGCGCGUCCCGCGGCAACCUUGACUUUCGGUGCAUGAGAGUUUAAGGUUUUCAGCCAGUGAGCAGGCUUCGGAGCAUCAGUAUUUGCAGCAUGGCUUCGGAUCAAGAAAAGAACAGACAGCAUCUCAAACAGCUUUUGAGGAAAUCUGGGAAUGGAAACUGUGCCGACUGCGGAGCUGCAGACCCAGAGUGGGCAUCCUAUACCCUGGGCGUGUUUGUGUGCCACAGUUGCUCAGGCCUCCACAGAAACAUUGCUCAGAUCAGCAAAGUGAAGUCUGUCCUGCUGGAUCCCUGGAGCUCCACUGAGGUGGAGUUUAUGGACUCUGUGGGUAACAACGCUGCCAAGGCCAAAUAUGAACAGAUAGUUCCUGCUUUCUAUUACUGUCCCACAUACAAAGACUGCAUGAUCCUGCGGGAACAGUGGAUUCGAGCCAAGUACGAGAGGAAGGAGUUUUUGUGUGUGGAGAGGCAGGAGCCCUACUCAGCAGGCUACAGGGAGGGGUUUUUGUGGAAACGAGGUAGAGACAACAGACAGUACCUCAGUCGAAAAUUUAUUCUGUCUGAGCGUGAGGGUGUUCUAAAGUACUUCAACAAGCAUGAUGCCAGAGAGCCCAAAGCAGUAAUGAAGAUCAGUACUGUGAAUGCCACUUUCCAGCCAACUAAAAUUGGCACUGCCCAUGGCCUGCAGAUAACCUAUCUGAAGGACAACAGCACUAGGAAUAUCUUUGUUUACCAUGAGGAUGGCAAGGAAAUUGUGGACUGGUUCAAUGCCAUCAGAGCAGCCCGACUUCACUACCUGCAGGUGGCUUUUCCUGGGGCGCCCAACUCUGAUUUGUUGCCAAAGCUAACCAGGAACUACAAAAAGGAGGGUUACAUGGAGAAAACCGGUCCAAAGCACACAGAGGGCUUCAAGAAGAGAUGGUUUACGAUGGAUGACAGGAGGCUCAUGUACUUCAAAGAGCCACUGGAGGCCUAUGCACGAGGCGAGGUGUUCAUUGGGUGUAAGGAGAACGACUACACAGUGCUUCCCAGCCUCCCUCCCAACAUUCAGGGUUACCACUGGCAGUUUGGAAUCACCAUCGUGACCCCAGACAGGAAGUUCCUGUUUGCAUGUGAGACUGAAGAGGAUCAGAAAGAUUGGAUUGCUGCAUUUCAAAGUGUUAUCAACAGACCAAUGCUGCCUCACGAGUAUGCAGUGGAAGCCUAUUUUAAGCACAAGCCAUGACUGUCUUGGUGUCUGAAGAACUACUGAUGCAGCCUGAGGAGCAUGGAAGGAGAAAAGGGUCAUUAUUGGACAUCUCAUAAUAGAAGCCCUGGUAAAAAGUGAAGGGUGACAGAGAAAAGGACCAAAAGGUGAGACAGCUUCCACUGCAUUAUUCACACAUUUACUACUUGUAAGCUACUUGCCAGCCCGCUCAACAUCACUUACACUGUGUGCCAGAAUCAUUUCGUGGGGAGUCGGAAUCACUCCUAAGCUCACGAAAGUUAGCCUAACUCACUCAUCUGUUAUGUGAUGUCACUUACAUACUUGAAAGAGAUCAAUCAGUCUGGUGUGAAUGUGCAAAAGUUGUGUAUAGAUGGAUGACAAAUGAAAGGAAAACCUACAUAGAAGGUCUCAGUAAAGCGUUGGGUCAUGAUAUGCCACCAGAACAGCCUCAUUGCGCCUUGGCAAUGAUUCUAUAAGUCUCUGAACUUAUCUGGAGUGAUGAACAUCAUUCUUCCAUAAGAUAUUUCCUUAUUUGUUUUUUUUGAUGAUGGUGCUGGAAAGCGCCGUCUGACAUGUUGGUCUAAAUUCUCCCAUAGGUGUUCAGUUGGGUUGAGAUCUACGGAAGUGCAUUGCAUUCACCAAAGAGAAAAAAAAACUGGAGGAUCUUAUUUCAUAAUUAUGACUUACUAUCUUAUUACAAGAUCCUGAUCUCAUAAUUAUGAGAUAAUGCAUAUUCAUUACUUUCCUGAAUAUCAUCAGGUUUUAACAUUAUUUAGUAUCAGUGAAAUACUAUUAAUAGCUAAUUUGGUGUACUUGGUGUUUCAAAACGUAAACAAAUAUAGCCUAGCCUAAAAAUGACACCAACAUUGUAACACAUGGCGACAUUAUGUAGCCUAUAGCCUACAUGUGUCCUGUGUCAAAGUUUACAUCAGUUUGCAUUUGAUGACUAUUAACAUACUGUUUAAUGCUUUGUCAUAGUUACGAGAUCAGGAUCCUGUAUAUAAUAGAGUAGGUUAGGGUUGCUACUUAAGAAGACAGAGGCUACUUGAUUUAAUUGUCUACAUCCUAGAUCCUAUAGGCUGUUAGGCUAUCUAUUGUAUAUAAUGAAUAUGAGUUUAAAAUCAGUGUUUCAGAUUAUUGGCACAGUAUUUUGGAACGUGCCGUCCCUGGUAGGCUAGUGGUUAAGGUGCAGCGCUCUUGCCGCUGCGGCCUGGGUUCAAGUCAGGGUAGCGU
Monopterus albus (swamp eel) is the source of this 2665-nucleotide messenger RNA. Its product is annotated as arf-GAP with dual PH domain-containing protein 1-like. The transcript has 11 exons. NCBI's taxonomy places the organism in Eukaryota, Metazoa, Chordata, Actinopteri, Synbranchiformes, Synbranchidae. The record is from RefSeq and is a predicted model, not a curated record. Gene Ontology annotation, molecular function: GTPase activator activity; phosphatidylinositol-3,4,5-trisphosphate binding; phosphatidylinositol bisphosphate binding. Gene Ontology annotation, biological process: positive regulation of GTPase activity. Gene Ontology annotation, cellular component: intracellular membrane-bounded organelle; cytoplasm; plasma membrane. Bases 317 to 1450 code for a protein of 377 amino acids.